Durusdinium trenchii is the source of this 4140-nucleotide messenger RNA. The record is from the annotation of a GenBank genome assembly. NCBI's taxonomy places the organism in Eukaryota, Dinophyceae, Suessiales, Symbiodiniaceae.
AUGUGGCUCGCGCAGUUGCAGCAGCUUGAGCAGUUGAGGGGUUUUGUGCCACAACCUGGGAGUCAUUUCCAACUUACACCAGCAUUUGCAGAGGCUUUGGCCUUGGAAUUGUGUUCCUUGUUCGAUGGCCGAUUGGAUUGCAAGCUUGAAGGUGACCAAACCAAAUUCAGAAUGUUCAUGGAAGAAACCGUGUUGCGCUUGCGGCAUUUUUCUGCCCAGCAGUCCACGCCACAGUUCACCAAUGCAAAGAUCGAUCCCAAUGCCAUCGUAAAAGCCUGUCUUGCAGCUAUGAACCUUCGUGAUCGCAGUCAGCUUGGGGAAACAUUCAAGCUUGCUUUUGAGAGCCGCUUUCCUGGCCAAAGCCUCGAUGCAUAUGAGAACACCAAGCUGUUGUCGGCAGCCACUAUUUCCAGGAAGCAGAUUGAAGUUGAUGCUGCAUACUGUUGCUUUUGGCGACAGCACCUGUCUGCUCACAAAGGCCCAAUUUAUGUGUGGGCCGAUGCCAGCCCACAGGCAGGAUCGGACUGGUUGCUUUCGAUCAUCAGUUUGAUACAGGAUUGUGAUCUUCCAGCGUGCGUGAACGCUGCCACAUCCUUGGCAUCGUCCGUGAGAGCCUUUCGCCAAGCACUUGCUAUGGACGACAAGGAGGAAAUGGUCCGACUGGCCAGAAAGCGCCACCAAGAUGGCGAGUUCUUGCAAGAAGCAAUGCAGUCACAUCGACAAGUACCAAUUGCCAUAGGUUCCAGAGCCUCAUCCAUAGACUACAAACUGCGAGCAGUCUGCCGGAAAUUUUGGGUUGAAGCUCAAAGCACGCCUUUGCUGGAGUCUUUGCUAGGUUCUGUAAGGGGAUUUUGCACGGACCUGGGAACAGAGAUGUCUUUGGCCGAUGUUUCCGGAAUCAAACUUGAGUCAAUCUUACCAGCUUGGAUUUCAGACUAUGGUUUGCAAAGUGAGGAGGGUGCAAACGCAGCCUUGACAGACUUUGUCUUUCCCAAUGCCGUUUUUUGCCCUGGAGUGCUCCAUGUCUGUCAUAAUAUGUCUUUGGAAGCAGACAGUGAUCCAGCAGGAGAAGCAGGAGAUGCAAAUGGAGAGGACUCGGACCGGCUUGAUGUUGCUCUUCUGACUACCACCAUUCGCAGCGAGUGGUGGUGGUUUUAUGCGCAGAUGAUCCUGAGGCUGAAUAGCUUCAGUUCCGAUUUCAGCGCUGCUGAAUCCUACAUGGAAGAACUUGGUCGCUCAUACUUGUUGGAGCUCAUGGAAUGUUGUUCCUGCACGGAUCCAAGCGAGACUGACCAAGUGUUGUCUGAUUUCUCCCUGGGCAAAGCAAGCAUGAUCUCCUACCUGGCUCAGAAGCUUCAGUGCUGGCGAGUGUUGCCUUGGAGGCUGGCUGCGCUGUGUGUGGAAGAUGUGGACGAAGCCCGCCGACACGCAAAGGAAGCGCUGGAUGAGUUUGUCAGGGCGCCUGCAAAUCCGGACUUACACCACCGGCUGACAUGGAAACAUUUGCAAGUUGGGUCCGCCACUCGAUCUCAGCUCGAGGAGUUCAUUGGUGGGCAAGACCUCACAUGCUUACCAGACUUGUUCAAGCUAGUGUCAGAGAUGAGGUUUCUCCCUGUGGUUGAGAGAAUCCAAGAGGGAGAUCAUAGCAUUGUCAACCGCAUGGUUCAGAACCGGCGUGUCAAUGGGCCUUACAUUGCCUGCGCCAUCCGCAUGCCUGAAGUCAAGGCAAUUCUUUCUUCAGCAGAGAAAUACUCCAGCUUUCUAGGCAAGUUCGAAGAGAUCUCCCAGCCAGAUCACUUGGCGAAGCGGUUCGGGUUUUGGAGGCACCCUCUAUGGCAGAAUGCUUGUGCUGAAAAGUUUGGCAAGCGGAAGAAGAUGGCUUUGGUGAGCUCUUUUCUUUAUUCGUUGGAUGUCGAGUCACAAUACGCCAACCUGACGUCAAUGAAAAAAGCACGUGAAAAGCAUGCUGCAAAGAGAAAGUCUAUCCAAGAAAAAUGGAUGGCAUAUUUCAAGCCCAAGAGAAGGUUUAGUGAAGCUGCAGUUGAGAGGUCGGCCAUGGCUUCCCAUCUGCAAACACACCUUGUGAUUGGGAGGCUCUAUAGUGUUGGGUCUGACGUGGCGUUGCCAUCCUUGGAGCAGGCCUUGAAGCCUGCCCAUAUGCAAGCUGUCCUGCCUUUGACUGAUCAGGGUGCAAUGGAUUCGCUUUUGAUAUCUGAUGCCCACGGUGUAGUGCAAGAUGAGCUUGUUGAUGGUGACCAACCCCUUGAGACAUUGUUUUUCAGAAUCACUUGCGCCCGGCCCAGCAGACGGAAGCUGGUCCAACUUCCUGCAGCCAGUUCCUCUCGCUUGGGGCCAGAGGAUUUGUGUGUGACCAUCCACCCAGCCUGGCUAGUUUCAUCCCGAUGGUACGUUGAUGCGGAGCCUACAAAGGCCGAGGGCGUGAACACGCCAAUUGGAAUCCUGUCGGCUUGCAGAGCGAACCCUGACCUCUUGAGGGAAUCCUUGACAUCAUGGUCAACUGUCAAGGAGUUGUCUUUUGUGCUGGCCAAAGGUGAGGCUUCCAUGAAUGCCCAGGUGAUGAAACUUUUGCAGCGGUUUGUCCAGGCUAAGGCCUUCCCAUGCCAGAAUGAAUCAACCCAUGAGCCUAGACAUUUGAAGCUUCAGUUGGAUUCGGCUGACUCGCAGUUCAAAGAUGCUGCUGAAGCUUUGCUAAAUUUGAAGGCAAUUGAAGUUUGUUCCGAGGGUGCAGAGCGAGAGUGGAGAUUGACUUUGUCUGGUCUCCAGCAGUUGCGUCAUGUGCACAUGUCCAGUGUUCCCACGCCUGUCUUCAGAAGUCCAGAGGCGCUUGCAGAUUUGCCUUCCGAAGAUUGGGUAGCUUGUAGUUCCUGGGAAUUGUUCACUUUGCUAAAGCACCAUGGUUGGACGCUGAGGCAGGCACCAUCCACUCGUGCACGCAGACAGGCUUUAAUGCCACAUAAGCUGAAUGCCGAUGAACUCGUUUGGUUUUUGCCAAGUACCGCUGUGCACCCUCAUUGGUGCUAUAUGCUGGCUCUUUUGAAGUCCACAAGUUUGUUUCAGUCUGGCGAUUUGGAGGUGCUGCAUCAUUGUCAGAGCAAAGCCUACUACACAAAAGUUUUGGAAAGGAAACAUCGUGGGCAUGUGGCAUUGCCAGACAAGUCGUUGAUUGACCGCCCUGAUCCCAAGCUCGUGCUUGAGAUUGAUGUGGACCCUGAUGCAGUGCCGAGCCCAGCCGGAGGAGACCCGGUUCCAGCCAGCGAGGGUGAGUUGAACUUGACCCAUACCAGCGACAGCUUUGGUGAGGACCUUGCACUUGGAUCUUUGUCUGAUGAGUCUGGGCGGGAUGAUGGUCCUGUAGAGGUGGGCGGUGAAGCUGAAGCUGAAGUUCUUCGUGUUCAGUCCAAUGACCCAGAAGAGUCUAGGUCACUUGCAGCCGGGCCAGCUCAAGAUGUGACAGGGCCGGUUUCACAUGGAAGUGGGCCACCGCCGAUGCCCAGUAGUGCAAGUUCAGACAUGCCAGAGGGCCCAUCGCUGCCUUCAGCUUCUGGCAUAGUGCGAGUUGUAAACCCAGACACCUUCACAUGGGGCCCUCAUUUCCGUUUGACAUUCUCUGAUAAGAGCAGUAAACCUCCUCAUGGGCAAUGGCAAGCCACUUGCAACUAUCACAAACUGAACGAGAGAACUGGUUGCAAGCGAAGUUUGUCUUUGGGCAAGGCUGGACACAGCAAAGACCUUUGCAAACGUGUUUUGAUGCAGUGGUGCUUGGCUGCUCCAUUGUGCACAACAAAGAAAGAGCACUCUGCCCAACCACUGAACGUAGACGAUGCCUUGGAUGCUGCUUUGCUGGAAGCAAGGUUGAGAACUUUGCCGCCUCCGCCCGCACGCAUUCGCACCGAUGAAGAAAUCGAGAUGGAUCAAGACUCCGAGGGUGGUGAUCCAACAUCCAAGAAGAAGCGUUCUAUCAAACCGAAAGCUGCCAAGAGCAAAGCUAAAACGAAAGCUAAGGCCAAGCUGCAAAAAACUGCAGCAAAGCAAUCUGAAGCAGCCGCUUCCAGCCAGAAAACCUCCGGUUCUUCCUCCUCUAGCUCCAGCACGAGCACAUCCAGCUCAAGUUCCGAUUAG